UUUCGCCCUUGCGGCAGCUGAACCGCCGACUACCAGCUCCUCCACCGAGCACACGCCCCGCGCACUUCGCUCUCGGCCUCGCCCGGCCACCGUCGCUCUCUAGAACUCCGCGCCCGUGACCCGGAAGAGCAUUCUCCUUAGCAACUGCGGGACUGCGGCGGCGCCGGCCUCUGGGGAGAAACGUGAAUGACAACAGAGCUGCUCAAGGCGGGAACUCUGAGCCGAGCAGUGGAGGUUUCUUUGGAUCUGGAGAGAAGAGUGACCUUGGAGCCAAUAAUGAGCCAUCCUGACUACAGAAUGAACCUCCGGCCCCUGGGGACCCCCAGAGGUGUGUCCACUGUGGCUGGCCCACAUGACAUUGGUGCUUCGCCAGGUGACAAAAAGUCAAAGAACAAGUCCACACGAGGGAAGAAAAAGAGCAUAUUUGAAACUUACAUGUUCAAGGAGGAUGUUUCGGAAGGCUUGAAGAGAGGAACACUCAUCCAGGGUGUAUUGAGAAUUAAUCCAAAGAAGUUUCAUGAAGCCUUCAUUCCUUCCCCGGAUGGUGAUCGAGACAUUUUUAUUGAUGGGGUUGUUGCCCGUAAUAGAGCCUUAAAUGGGGAUCUGGUGGUUGUGAAACUACUUCCCGAGGAGCAGUGGAAGGUAGUUAAACCAGAGAACAAUGACAAAGAAACAGAAGCUGCAUAUGAAUCAGAUAUCCCCGAGGAGCUCUGUGGACGCCAUCUCCCGCAACAGUCCCUGAAAAGCUAUAAUGACAGUCCUGAUGUCAUUAUAGAGGCUCAGUUUGAUGGCAGCGACUCAGAAGAUGGACAUGGCAUCACACAAAAUGUGCUGGUUGAUGAUGUUAAGAAACUCUCAGUUUGUGUUUCUGAAAAAGGAAGAGAGGAUGGUGAUGCACCAGUUACAAAAGAUGAGACCACCUGCAUUUCACAAGACACAAGAGCUUUACCGGAGAAAUCCCUGCAAAGAUCAGCAAAGGUGGUUUACAUCUUGGAGAAAAAACAUUCUCGAGCAGCAACUGGCUUCCUCAAACUCUUGGCUGAUAAGAACAGCGAACUGUUUAGGAAAUACGCCCUAUUUUCUCCCUCAGACCACCGAGUGCCUAGAAUUUAUGUGCCUCUCAAGGACUGUCCCCAGGACUUUGUGGCACGGCCUAAAGAUUAUGCCAACACACUGUUCAUCUGCCGCAUUGUGGACUGGAAGGAGGACUGCAAUUUUGCCCUGGGGCAGCUGGCUAAGAGUCUUGGGCAGGCUGGUGAAAUUGAGCCUGAAACAGAAGGAAUACUAACAGAGUAUGGCGUGGAUUUCUCUGAUUUCUCUUCAGAAGUUCUAGAAUGUCUUCCUCAAGGCCUGCCAUGGACAAUUCCACCAGAGGAGUUCAGCAAGAGAAGAGAUUUAAGAAAAGACUGUAUCUUCACCAUUGACCCAUCAACCGCCCGAGACCUCGAUGACGCCCUCUCCUGCAAGCCACUCGCUGAUGAGGAGCAGUUUGGCAGAGCAGCAGAGAAAGGACAUGGAAAAGGAGUCAGGGAAGACUCCGAAAAGGCCUGAGUUGGUCGGCGAACAGUUUUACGGUGGCACUUCUACAGUUGGCCUUUGUGACAACAGUUCCUGCCAGGGCCAUUUAUCCAAGGAGUUGAAAAGGGAAAGUCAUUUCCAGUUUGGAUUGGGGUGAGAUUGGCUAAGUUCAGGUUGAGGUAGUUACCAGUUCAUGUCAGUUCUUGCUUAGGGGGAAAAAUGUUAAAGUUUCAAAAAACAAAUAGUGUUUUCUUGGCCUAUUUAUAUCAUCUGUAGUUUUGUUUUGUUUGUUUGUUUGUUUUUAAAGAAACUGUAAAGUUUAACUUUCCUUUGGUUUCAUUAAAAUUAUCUGAAUGACCACUCUGUGAAAAGCAGACAGAUGUAACAUACCUGGUCCUCACUUUCCCUUUUGGUAGAGUUCAGAUGUACUCCAGGACUUGUUAGCGGUAUCUAUCAGGUGAGGCACUCCAGUGAUCAAUUCAACAAACCGCAGUGACCACCUGUCUACCAGUAGAUCAUAAUUAGGUUGCAGGCGGAGGAGAGGGCGCCACCUAUCUUCGUGAAAUCUCAGCUUGGAAGGGAUUCUACUAGUCAUCCAACCUGGUAAUUCUCCACUUUUCUUAGCCUGAAAACACACUUCAGGAGAACACUCCCAUGAGCAUUACCCAGCAAUGUAGAGUUUUUCCACCUUUGUUCAAGAAAAUGUUUAGUGAUAUAAGUGAAUAGGAGUGGCGUUAUAGUGAUAAUCCAGAAUCUGGAGACAGUAAUUGUGCGCCUCAGUGUUUUAUUAUCAUACCAGGUCACUUGCAGCCUACCUCACAGCUGACCUCAACGCUCAAGUGUGGGAAUGCCACAGUUGUCAGAUCACCCUCUGGUUUUUGAAUUACGUCCACCGCAUCCGUUUAUGGAAUGUCUAGGUUGCAUUUGAACUUUCUACCUUAGAGGCAAUUCAUUCUGCCUUAAGAUGGCUUGACUGUUAGGAAAUCCUUCCCUGUAAUGAUCUGAAACACUGCUCUCUUCCUGUAAUUUUCCACUCAUUAGUCUCAUUUAUGCCUCUUGGGGCCCUAUAGAACAAAUCUAGUGUCUCAUUUGACAACCUGUCAGUUACUAGAUAACAGUUAUCAUGUGUCUUCUGAGUCAAAAAUUCUCAACUUAGCAUCCUAAAUAUUCUUUGGUGUCCAGUGGAUGAUGAGGUGUGAGCCCAUCUCCCAUGUCAUGGAGUCAUUUCUGCUUUUAUGAAGUCUGAAGUUCAUGGCUGCCUGUAUCCAGACUUCGCCUCCCUGGCUAUUAGGGCCUGCGCUCUUCUUGCCAGUUCCUUCUUAUUGGGCAGGACUGGGUUCAGAGUAACAGCUACCCAUUCUCUUCAAUUAAUCAAGCAUUGUGGCUUUGCCUUAGUCUCUGAGGGAAAAUUGUCAGCCUGACCAGCUAGGACCUUUAUUCAGCUUUUCAUUGAUUCAGGCUCCCAGCAGAUCCUGCAGGAAAUUGAACUUCACUUCUCCAGCAUCUUGUUUCUCUAAAGUUGUGUUCUCUAAUGUGUGCUCUGCCGUUGAACUUAAGGGUUACCCUAGCCAGGCCUUAGAAAUGAAUGAAUGGGAAGGGGGAAUGAUGGUUAAUGGGUUUCAGUUUCUUUUUGGGUGACGAAAAUGUUCUGGAAUUAGAUAGUUGAUAGUUGCACAACUUUGUGGACAUACCAAAAACCACUGGGGGAAAAGGAGUGAGUGAAUAAGUGAAUGAGAAGAAAUAAACAUAUCCACUUAUCCUUGAGGCUUUCUGGAAAUUGGAGUUUAUAUACCUUAACCACAAUUUAGCAGAGGUCUUUAUGGAAUGCCUAGCUGGAUAUCAUAGUCACAUCCCUCAUGUCCAUCUCUCCUCCUUGCUGCUUUCCUCUCUGAACCGUGAAACUACAGCCCCAGGUGCACAGCCCUCUGCUCUGCUGCCCGCUUACAUUUCCCAUCCCCACAGAGUGCAGCCAUCUGACUCAAAAAAAGAAGGGUCUGUCCCACUAUCUGCAUAGAAAAUACUUGGUUAAGUUAGAACAGCAUCCAGCCUAAGGGACCUCUGGGAUGCAUAUUACCUACUGUGCUCAAGGAAGCACCAGUCUGCCUGCCUGGGUUGUCUCUGCGGCCUGCCUGGUUGCAUGGCUUUUUUGGGGGAGGAUGGAGCAGACAGCUCUGUUCCUGGGAGCCCAUAGCAAUAAGGGAAUAGAGUGAGAGUCUAGGAGCAGUACCUGUAAGGAUUUCAGAGACUUCCUAAUAAACGCUCUGGCUCCCUAAAUGGUUAUGUUUGUCACCUGCUGAGAAUUUCCUGUAUUGACUGAUCACCUUUGGAGGCAGUGAGGAAGUAGGAGCUAGAAAUUCUUAUGUCCUCCUGUGUGCCUAGGCUUUAGCUAGAAAGCCUGAGGGAUAGGAUGUGGUGGUAGUUGUUUUAAAGAGCAAAGGGCUGAGAUGAAGUCACUGGACCUGCUACUGGGAAGAAACAGAAAACCUGAGAGUCCUGGAGCUUCUGAGUGAAAAGGUUCAUGCAUAUCUCUAGCAGCCAGGCCAGACCCUCUUCCUGGGCUCUUUUCUCACCUCUGGGAAGACUUCUCCCCAGCAGUCAUUCACCCCAGCCCCUUUACAUUUCCCUUUGCCCUGCUUCCUCCUCUUGCUGUACCAACUGAAGUCUCCCUCAUCCUAUAAAACCUUCCUGUACUCUGCUCCAGCUCCAGAACUUUCACUUGUGUCUGUCAGGACACCUUGGAAGAGUUGUCUUUACUUGCUAUUGCUUUCUCACUUCCCGUGUAUUCCUUAUCCCAUUUGCAGCGUGGCUUCAGAAUGCUGGCUGCAACAGGUUGCCCCAGCCUCAGUUCACUAAGCAUCUCUACAGCACUUGACUCUUUAGUCUGCUCUUCCUCCUUGAAAUUCACUCACUCUUCCUUGGACUCAAAGGACCCUGCCUGCUCUUGGUUCUAAAUGUGGGCUUUUCUUCUCCAGUCACCUGUUUAACUCACCUUUCACUGCCCAGCCCUUCAGGCAUCAGUGCCCCUCCUUUCAUGCUCUGCGGUCUUUGCACUUGGUGUCCCCUGUGCCUGGUUUCCCCUUUCCCUGCAAAGCCAUGUGGCUGAUUUCUCACUUCCUUUCAGGUUUGAUUGGUCGCCUUCUCAGUGAAGCCUUCCCUAGCCAUUCUGCCUCUGAUUCCACCCCUCUCACCUAGCCACCUUUCCAUUUUUUUUUUUUCUCACCACUCAUCACUUGCUAACUAACAUAGGUCAAAGGUGGCUUUUUUCUUUGCUUUUAAAAUGGAAGAUAUUUGAUAUGUUUAUGUUGAGAGCUAGGAGAUGACAGAGAAGGAAAAGUUGAAAACACAGGCAUGAGGGGAGUUGAUUGUUUUGCAGGAUCUUGAAGAAGAAGGUGGGAGAUGAAUCAGGGCAUAAGUGGAAGGCAAGGCCAAGGCAGAGGAAGAACGCCCCUCCCCUCCCCUCUCCUCCCGUUCCUCCA
This is a messenger RNA of Chlorocebus sabaeus (green monkey), 4994 nucleotides long. Lineage: Eukaryota; Metazoa; Chordata; Mammalia; Primates; Cercopithecidae. The record is from RefSeq and is a predicted model, not a curated record.